Molecule: messenger RNA, 1997 nt
Organism: Cajanus cajan (pigeon pea)
Lineage: Eukaryota; Viridiplantae; Streptophyta; Magnoliopsida; Fabales; Fabaceae
Product: Polynucleotidyl transferase, ribonuclease H-like superfamily protein
Molecular function (GO): RNA binding; 3'-5'-RNA exonuclease activity
Source: RefSeq, a predicted model, not a curated record
UCAAGGCUCCCGCAGUCAUUAUGCGUAGCGGCUUAAACGAAAAACCCAAAGCAGAAACGGCGUCGUAAUGGCCUCAGUGUUGCAGUUACGGAGUCGUCGUUCCCUCUGCACCACCUCGUCCUCCAAAUGGAGGGUUAAGCAGGUGACAACCUCCAACUUCCACGAAUCCCUGGAAGAGAUAAAGACGCACAUCUCCGCCUCCGACUUCGUCGCCAUAUCAUUGGGAAAAACGGGCUCUCCCUCGGCGCCGUCGUGGCUCCGCCCUCUCCCCUUCGACACCGCCCAAACCGCCUACUCCAAGGCCCGCCGCUCCGCCCACCGCUUCCAGCUCCUCCACUUCGCCGUCUGCCCCUUCUCCGUCACCCAUUCCAACCACCUCAUCGCUCACCCUUAUAAUUUCGUGUUGUUUCCGAGAGAUGAGUUGAAGAUGGGGAUGCCUGCUUACAGCUUUUCGUGCCAGACUUCGCUUCUCGCCUCCAUGGCGCGCCAGGGGUUUGAUUUCAAUGCUUGCGUCUAUGAUGGCAUAUCAUAUCUAUCUAGAGCACAAGAGUCGGUAGCUAGAAUUCGUCUUGGAACUGCUCUCCCUUCUCAUCCUGUAAUGAAAUCUUCUACACCCUCUACUGUUGCCGAUACAGUUUUUGUUGAGAGGAUUAGAACACGCAUUAAACAUUGGAGAAACUCAUGUAAAAGCUCAGACACAAACACAAGCAAACAUGAAGAACUUAUCAAUUCCCUUAAGAAUAUUGUCCUGGGAAGUGAACUGUUUAGAUCAAGACCUUGCAUGACUAUAGAUGUUUGCAGUGAACGUCAAGUGCAGCUUAUUUUGGAGAUGUUGGUAGAUUACUCAGAUGAUCUUCUUCCUUUGCCAAUCCCUACAAAGAGUGGAACCACUAAUGCAGUACGAAUUGUUUUGGCAAAUUCAAAAGAAGACAAGGAUUUGUUGGAGAGAGAGCUUCAAAAUUUUGAAGAGGAGGAGAGCAAGAAAAUUCGUGGAUUUCGAGAGGUGAUCGAUUUGAUUUCUGCUUCACAGAAACCUGUUAUCUCCCACAAUUGCCUUAAUGAUUGUACACUAAUUCAUUCAAAAUUUAUUGCACCACUUCCGCCUGAGGUAGAUGAAUUUGUGAGCUCCUUGCGCUCAGUUUUCCCCAAGGUACUUGACAUAAAUUAUUUGAUGAAGAAACAUGGAACCAUGAGAAAAGUGACCAACAUUCCGAGUGCUAUGUCCUACUUGAAUAAUCAUUUCUUUGCACCUGUUGAUUUGGAAAUUCCUGACCAAGCUACAGUAAAAGAAGGCAAGAUUCAUGGACUUAAUGCAUUAAGGCUUUGCUAUUUAUUUAUGAAACUCUGCUCUAUAUUGAAAAUUUCCCCAAAUGUUACUGAAUCUGGUAAUAAGCAUUUGGCCCCCGAGCUUGAAGACUUCACCAAUGUAUUCCAUCCAUGCUCAGCCCCUAUUCAAGAUUCAUCUAAUGGGGAUGUUGGCGUGUGGACCAAUAAUACAAAAAGAGUCGGUUGUGAACAAUUGGUUUUCUUAUGGGGAUUCAAAUUUGGUAUGACAGCUGGCAUGCUGAAGAGUGUACUUCGUUCAUCCCAUGAUAUCUUUUCAGGAGAGUUUGAUGUUAAAUUGGUGGAUAAAAGUUGUGCCAUUGUUGUUUUCUGGCAAUCUGGGGUAUCAAAAGAAUUUAUGGACGUGAUGAAUAGUGAAGAAAUAAGGGGGGACUUAAAGGAGUUGGUGUCAGAUGGCCUGCGGGUAACUGGUUAUGAUACCUACAACACGAUAUGCAGGCUAGGUUUGUGGGAGAUGGAUCUUGCAGUGUCAUUAGAAAGAGCCUUGGAAAGUUCUAGCUGUGAGAAUAAUUGUGAGAAAAAAUCUUCUGAGAUUCAUUGGUAUAAUGACAAUGUGAUUAACUUGGAUGAUCUUUAACGUUGUCAUGAACCUAUUAUUGAAAUUUUUAGUUCUAUCAUUCAUUUAUUGCAAGUAACAGGAUUUGUUUAUGUGA